AUGUUGCGAUUGCUUUUCGCACUCACUAUCCCCACUCUCACCUAUGCAGCCGUUCAGUGUUAUGUUGGACAAAAACUAUUUAGUUAUGAAUCGAAUAAUGCGAUCUGCGCCCGAUUCAUCCCCUACCACUGUGCUGCUCAAUGUGAGUGGCGCAAAAACUGCUCUACUCACACCUCAUUCACGGCUUUUCACGGAAGACGAACAUUCGUUUCCGGGCUUUUGAUCAAUUCUAAGUCUUUGAUGGUUCUGUGCUGUGCUUCUCUGGCGACAAGACUUGAGACAGAUGAUAGUGGUCGUGAAAAAUGUGUAUGGAGGGACACAGAAUCAAUUGCCGUGCUGGGACCAUCGAUCCGUACAAACCCCGUGCUCGCUCCAAAUCAUUAUAUCAGAGAUGUCAAAAUGGAACGAGAUGGAGUUUCAAGAAUCGAUGUGACUUUGGAAGUAUGCCAAUAUCAAACCGAAAGGGAACACUGCACAGUCGACAAAAUGACCGAAAUUGAAAGGAAGAGAUUUAAUAUCCUACAGUUGAAACUGCAACACAGCGAAGCGAGUAAGCCCGUUGCACAAAAAACAGUAGAAACGGUGAAGACUACAAGUGAGGAUAAGAAUGCCGGUGACUGCGAAUCUCUCUCACACAGUGACUGUGGAAAGGAAAUUCAGUCGCACAUUCAAGCGUGUUGCAAAGACCAACCAAACUGCGACAACGAAUGCAUCAAUAACGUCGAAAAAACACUAGAUUUUCAUCUAAAGUGA
Messenger RNA from Necator americanus (New World hookworm), 753 nucleotides. RefSeq lists its product as uncharacterized. The coding region runs from base 1 to 753 and encodes 250 amino acids. The transcript has 7 exons. NCBI's taxonomy places the organism in Eukaryota, Metazoa, Nematoda, Chromadorea, Rhabditida, Ancylostomatidae. The record is from RefSeq and is a predicted model, not a curated record.